Peronospora matthiolae is the source of this 216-nucleotide messenger RNA. NCBI's taxonomy places the organism in Eukaryota, Oomycota, Peronosporomycetes, Peronosporales, Peronosporaceae. The record is from the annotation of a GenBank genome assembly.
AUGAAAUGCGGCAGAGUGCGACCGAACAUCAUCGCGAAUGGCGCAGCGGCAUCCGUGACGCUAAUCAACAUCCACCUGACGCCGAGCCUGCCAAAGCAUAUCGUAUUCUACGGGAAACUAAAGCGUAAAGGGUUCGUGCUCGUGUGUGACGAAGAGAAGCGCUCGAUCGCCCGGCACAGUGACGGCGCUGUCGCUUUUGAAGUGGCAAUGGAAUAA